Messenger RNA from Psylliodes chrysocephalus, 399 nucleotides. The record is from the annotation of a GenBank genome assembly. Lineage: Eukaryota; Metazoa; Arthropoda; Insecta; Coleoptera; Chrysomelidae.
AUGAUAGAGCGGUUUUUGGAAAUGUGUGACAUUAUUACCCCAGUUCUAUUGAGAGAUACAAAAGCACCACUGUUGCCUUAUGCAAUAGAAAUGGAGAGUGGAAAGCAACUAGUGGAAUUGCUGAGGCCUCUCGAAUAUAUAACACGGGAACUGUCUGGGGUAAAGUACGUUACAAUUUCCAAAAUUAUCCCGACGAUAAAACAGCUUGAAUCCAUUAACCCCCUACAAGAAGAUGUAAGUGCAACAAAAGAAACUCUUCCUUUAGAAUGCAAAAAGAGAUUUGGCAAGAUCGAACAAUGUCUUCCAAUUGCAUUUGCUACCUUAUUGGACCCUAGGUAUUUUAAUGAUGCUACUGCUUGUGGAAAUGCAAUUUCUCAAUUGAAGAGAAGAAUAAUGUAA